CAAAAAGCUCGGUGAGAAGGCCGAGAAGGAGGCGGCUACCAGCCGAGGGGGUAGCCGAUUCCCGGAGAGGGUGUUCUGUCUCCUGCAGUUAGCGGUACCAAACAGGUGAGGGUGGCGAUUGGAAACAAAGACAGAAGCAUCAUAAAGCAUGAUGCCCGCUGCUUCGGGGGAGCUUCCGUCGGAGUUGUGAGUGUCAGCGGGUUUCCCAUCGCCGGCUCUUCGGGGGAUUCUGCUGUCUGUCUCCGUCCCGACCCGCGACACCGCCAGGCGAUGACAGCGGCUACAGCCACUCCGCAGGUGAUGAGAGACCGGCUGCUACAGGCCAUCGACGGCCAGAGCAAUCAGAUAUGCAACAUGGUGGUCGUCGUGGAGGUGAUCUCCUUUUUGGAGAAAUAUCCUAUCACCAAAGAGGCACUGGAGGAAACCCGCCUGGGCAAGCUCAUCAACGACGUCCGGAAGAAAACCAAAAACGAGGACCUCGCAAAGAGAGCCAAGAAGCUUCUGCGGAACUGGCAGAAGCUAAUCGAACCAGGGAAGGUUGAGGUGUUGUCAAAAGGCGGCACCAGUGCGUCGUGGUCUUCCAUUGGCGGUGCUCAUCCUUGCAUCUCUGCUCCAGCCACCAACCCACCGUCGGGUAAAACGGGCCCAGAGUUGAAGAACAGAAAUGAUUUCAACAACUGCUCCCUGAGAGUGGAAAAACCGAGCAACAAAAAACGCAAGGGCGAGCAGAAGGAAGGACCGAUUUUACCAGCAAAGAUACCUAAAACAACUCUUAAUGAUAAAAUACAAAACUCAAAGCAGCUGCAAACCAAUGGAAUUGGUACCGGCACAGAAAUUUUUGCAGAUAUUCGUGCACAUCAGUCUUUGGACAGGGACAUUCCUGAGGCUUUGGACAACGACAAGCUAAAUAAAAUCCCUGUUCAUGCUGUAAAACCUCACUCAAAUUUCCCAGGAUGCAGCAAGCCUCCUAGCACUUCCUCUUUGCUAAAAGCAUCAGUUCUGCAGCAGCAAGCCAGACAGGAGCAAGCUGCCUCUGGGGGAAAGUGUCGACCCAGAAGCCCACGCUGUUCCUUGCACAGUCCUCAGACUCUAAAACAGGAAGCUGUUGUGAAACAAACUGCACCCCAAGCACAGAGUAUUCCUACCCCCAGCGUGAGACCUGGGACUGUAGAUAACUCUGGGCUCGGACUGUCUCCUCAGCCUUUCAGCGCAUCUGUUCAGGGUUUUCACACUGACGGUUCAGGGUCUGCUGAUUUGGACUCUCACCACCUGCCUCCUAGUAUGUCUCUCCACGGCUCCACUGUCACCCCCUGCAGUGGCGUGGAGAGUCUGGAAGAUGAGGGUCCUUCUUUUAAUACAGGGAAAAGAAAAAGACAGAAAUACAGACCUAAGGAUUGCUCUGUUAAUUUAGAAGGGCUGACUGUAGAAGACAGAACAAAACCAGUGAGGUUAAAAGACAGGAGGCUGACGUUCGAUCCUGUAACGGGGCAGAUCAAAACCUCCUUCCAGAAGGAUUCUUUCCCAGAGGGCGAGGACAGACCGAAUCACAAACCUGAGAAUAACUGGUCAGAACAGCCGAAGCAAAAUCCGCCAGUUCCUCCCAGUCCUUUCCAGCAGACGGACUGGAAAGAGCUGUCGAGGAGCGAAAUCAUCCAGUCGUACCUUAGCCAGCAAAGCAAUGUGCUGACGUCGUCGGGCGCGCACACCCCCGGUGCACACUUUUUCAUGUCAGAGUUCCUGAAGAAGGAGGAGCACCGGAGCAAAGAUGCUAAGAAAACACACACGCUGGUUUCAGACUCGCCACCUGGAGAGAUCCCUGGAGUCAGCAGAGAAGUGAAUGGCAAAGACCUGAGCAGGUUACACACACAGCACUGGUCCGGGGUAAAUGGUUGCUAUGACACAAUGGAUAAAUGGUACGACUGGACCGAGUGCAUCUCCUUGGACCCGCACGGAGAUGAGAGCAGGCUGAACAUACUGCCCUACGUCUGCCUGGAUUGAAACUGAAGUCAGGUCGGUAAAUGAGACGUCGAUCCUUGCCUUCCCUGCGCGGCAGAGCGGGCCGGGAUGCGUGAAGACUCUUCUUCACCGUGUAUGCUGCUGUUGGAGUAAAUACGCUGCCUGCUCGAGUGUUUGUUGGAGCACAGGAGGUGUAAUCAGUGUUUUAUUUUGAAAAAGUCUGAACAAAACGUGAGGACAGUGUGAAGGGGAAAGGCUAUGCAUCUUUGACUGUUUAGAUGUCAAUGUUUAACAAGUGUACAGAGUGAGUUUACAAAGCAGGGAGAUGAGCGGCUCUGAUACCCACGAGUUUAUAUACUGGAGAGGAGAUUAAAUAUACAGAUGCAUUUUAUCCAUCUUAAGUUAUCUUAUUCUAUCCACAUGCCUCACAGAAUGUGACUUUAUUGCAUUUCAUGCAGUCAUUCAUAGUUUUUUUUUUUUUUUAAUUGUUAUUAUGUAAUUUUUAUGCAUUAACCGACUAAAUCAGGGUUGCUGCUUUUGUCAGCAGGCAGUAGCACGAUACAUCAUUGGAACGUUUGUUCAUGCUUUUUGAACAAAGCGUUUGAGCUCUUAAAAUUAAAACUGCUGCUUCCCGCAGCUGCACGCCUGCCUCUCGUUGUAACUUCUAGCAGAUUGAACCGACGGAUCGGUUUUAAAACAUUUGAAUAUUUUUCUUGUUUGCUCUUUAAUGUGAUGUGAAACUUCCAGAUGUGACCACUGUUUGUGGUGAGAGGGGGAGAAGGCUUGCAUACAAGCUGAUAGAGAAAUUUGGCUGUAUGUAUAUUUAUUUACAUAUUGAGAUUUGCAUACAUGUUUAAACUGUAUUGAAUCAUCUUGUUAGUUUUUUUUGUUUUGUUUUGUUUUGUUUUGUUUUGCAAGCAACAACAGUGAGGCUGCUACGGUGUUGUGUGAUCUCGAAGACACCUACCGUCACAGGAACUAACACAAACGUGGCUUUGGCUGUUUUGGCGGGCGUUUAUCAAUCUGUAGGCAAAUGCUGUCAAAGCGGCAACGUCACAGUAGUGCAAGAUUUUACAGAUGUGUAGCUGACAUUAAAAUGAGGGGCCAGAUUCAUUGAUGGUUUGUGAUUUGACAACACUUUGGCAUCUCAUCUGUUCCAGUGUCAUAAUAGGGUUAGGAAUCAGUUCACUAAUUGACAUUCCAGACUUUACCUACUGAUCCAUCAACAUGCUGUACUUUACACACUCAAAUAACACAUCCUGAUACUGUGUACUUUUUAUUUUUUGGGCUUGCCUUUUCCCUUUACUGUGUAUUAAGGUUGUAAAAUAUGAAUCAGCACGGCAGAGCAGAUUGUGCUACCAGCUUGCAUCCUUGUACUGUCAGGAAGAAGUAAGAAAUAAAUUGACAUGCUGGAUAAUACUUAAUAGCAUUCCUUUAAAUAUUAUUUGCCUUAUGGAAACCCGUGUUUUCCCUAAAGACAGAGCCUUAGUGAAUGUACAGGUAUGAUCCUUUUGUGUUCAUUUGAAUGCAAAAGACAAUAUAUUUGCUACCUAGUCCUUUUCAAUGGACAUGUAAUGUGUUAAUAAAAAGAAAAUGAAGGAA
Maylandia zebra (zebra mbuna) is the source of this 3558-nucleotide messenger RNA. Its product is annotated as mediator of RNA polymerase II transcription subunit 26. Gene Ontology annotation, molecular function: transcription coregulator activity. Gene Ontology annotation, biological process: positive regulation of gene expression; regulation of transcription by RNA polymerase II. Lineage: Eukaryota; Metazoa; Chordata; Actinopteri; Cichliformes; Cichlidae. Gene Ontology annotation, cellular component: nucleus; mediator complex; core mediator complex. The record is from RefSeq and is a predicted model, not a curated record.